Molecule: messenger RNA, 897 nt
Organism: Schistosoma turkestanicum
Lineage: Eukaryota; Metazoa; Platyhelminthes; Trematoda; Strigeidida; Schistosomatidae
Source: the annotation of a GenBank genome assembly
AUGAUUAUUCUAAACUUCAGAAGAUUAAAUGCUGCCUUUGAUGAUGAUGAUGAUGAUGAUGAUGAUGAUGAUGAUGAUGAUGAUGAUGAUGAUGAUGAUGAUGAUGAUGAUGAUGAUGAUGAUGAUGAUGAUGAUGAUGAUGAUGAUGAUGAUGAUGAUGAUGAUGAUGAUGAUGAUGAUGAUGAUGAUGAUGAUGAUGAUGAUGAUGAUGAUGAUGAUGAUGAUGAUGAUGAUGAUGAUGAUGAUGAUGAUGAUGAUGAUGAUGAUGAUGAUGAUGAUGAUGAUGAUGAUGAUGAUGAUGAUGAUGAUGAUGAUGAUGAUGAUGAUGAUGAUGAUGAUGAUGAUGAUGAUGAUGAUGAUGAUGAUGAUGAUGAUGAUGAUGAUGAUGAUGAUGAUGAUGAUGAUGAUGAUGAUGAUGAUGAUGAUGAUGAUGAUGAUGAUGAUGAUGAUGAUGAUGAUGAUGAUGAUGAUGAUGAUGAUGAUGAUGAUGAUGAUGAUGAUGAUGAUGAUGAUGAUGAUGAUGAUGAUGAUGAUGAUGAUGAUGAUGAUGAUGAUGAUGAUGAUGAUGAUGAUGAUGAUGAUGAUGAUGAUGAUGAUGAUGAUGAUGAUGAUGAUGAUGAUGAUGAUGAUGAUGAUGAUGAUGAUGAUGAUGAUGAUGAUGAUGAUGAUGAUGAUGAUGAUGAUGAUGAUGAUGAUGAUGAUGAUGAUGAUGAUGAUGAUGAUGAUGAUGAUGAUGAUGAUGAUGAUGAUGAUGAUGAUGAUGAUGAUGAUGAUGAUGAUGAUGAUGAUGAUGAUGAUGAUGAUGAUGAUGAUGAUGAUGAUGAUGAUGAUGAUGAUGAUGAUGAUGAUGAUGAUGAUGAUGAUGAUGACAAUUAUCUAACACCAAUAUUACUGUAA